Teleopsis dalmanni is the source of this 4553-nucleotide messenger RNA. RefSeq lists its product as uncharacterized. Gene Ontology annotation, molecular function: protein dimerization activity; RNA polymerase II cis-regulatory region sequence-specific DNA binding; DNA-binding transcription factor activity, RNA polymerase II-specific. The record is from RefSeq and is a predicted model, not a curated record. The transcript has 9 exons. Gene Ontology annotation, biological process: regulation of transcription by RNA polymerase II. NCBI's taxonomy places the organism in Eukaryota, Metazoa, Arthropoda, Insecta, Diptera, Diopsidae. The coding region runs from base 201 to 3974 and encodes 1257 amino acids.
ACUGUGACUUUAAAGCUGUAAAAUGCUUUAAUGCCGGUUAACUGAAAUGAUUAAUUUUGCAGAUAGUGUUGAGUGCAAUUUCCGGUUGUAAACUACUUUAGUGUUUAUUAUUAUUUUGCAAUUGUAAACCGUGUGAGUUGAAGCACAGACCGACAACUUAAUUGAGUAGCAACCAGCCAGGCUACUCAACUUAACCAAAUAUGUGGGAACCAAGAAAAGAUGCUUUUGUAACAAGUGAAACUCAAACAAAAACAGAAACAGAAACAUUAAAAACAGAAUCAAUACAAUUAAGUUAUUUACAAAAAAUGCAAUUAAACGAAUUAUUAAACACAUUACAAUAUUAUAACACAACGCAUAGUGCUGCCAACAAUGUCAGCAACAUGCAGUUAGAGCAAUUUAUACGCAACAGGUCGUUGCUAACAUCACCUUGGCAAUUUACCAAUACUGGUCAUUUACAUGGUGCCGCUACCGCUGCUACUGCUGCUGCUGCCGGUACAGGUGAUGGGAAUACGUCGUCAUUGCCAUUCCUAACACGUUCCAAUUCAUUGCAAACAGCAGCAACACCAAUAAAUGCUAUUACACCAACUCCACUAACAACAACGCCGCAAAUAUUUUUACCACCAAAUACACACACCAUGAACAACUUGUUGCACGCAGUCUCAACUAUAACACCAACUGCAGCUGUACCAAAAAUGUCACAAAUGUCACAAACGGCAAAAACGCCAGCAGUAUCAGCAACAACACCAAUGACGCCAUUUAGUUUUGAUGUGUUGCCAAUCAAUUUGUUAACCGACAUUUUUUUACGUUUGAACGCAUACCGCAUUAAAAAUGCGUCAACUGACUUGCCUCAAACAACAACAAAUGGUGCAAUGACAACAUCUUUUUGCGCACAACCAACAUUUUCACUGUCAUCCGCAAUGCACACAAUCCCUAUCGUACCCACCGCCACCGUCGCCUCCGCUGCCGCCGCCGCUCCUGCUGUUGCUCUCACUGCUGUUUCUGGUGCCGCUACUACUUCAACACAGUCCACAGCACAAGAACAAGUUUAUAACAUCUUGGCAGUGCCUGCUGUUAGCAUGUCUGGUGGCUAUGUCGAUAGCAAUGUAGAUGUGGAUGUGGAUGUAGAUGUGCAUGUGGACAUGGAUAUGGAUGACGAUGUGAAUACCGCUGCAAGUGACAGGCUUUUAUGCAAUGUGCGGCAACAUAACGUUGUUACUACGAAAAAUGAGUUCGUCUUGCCGCCACCGUUACACAAUUCUAAAGUUUCGUCUUCGGUUUUUAAACGCAAUUUACGAAAACGUGCUCAACGUGCGGAAAUUUAUUCGCAAUCAGCGUUUCAAACUCAGAAUGCUUGCGAGGAACACGAAAAUGAUAUAAACCUAUUGCCGCCACCAAAAAAGAAAUGGAUACGUCACUAUUUGCAGGAGGAUGCAAUUCCCUCAAAUGUUUCCAUCACUGAAAAUUCAUCUCCCAAUUCCAAACCUAUUAGCACUUUGCUGCCAUUACAAUUAAGUAAUUUACAUGAACAGCAAAAUCAACAGCAACAAAUAAUUGAACAACAACAAACUACAAAAUCCCAUACGCAACAUCAACAACAACAACAGCAACAAAGUAUCAGCAAUGUUGCUGUUAUUGGUAAUGCUGCUGCUAGUAAACAAAUGUUAUUAAAUGGUGGCAUACGUAUUGCUUCAGCAGCGGCAACAAUUGGUGGCACUUCAAAAGCCAUUAAUAUACCAACGCAAAACAACAACAACAACAAUCCAAGCUUACCCAUAUACAAUGUACCGAGACAUAAAUCCUCCCUACCCUUAACACCACCACCAAUGUCGACUAGAAAACUAAUAGAUAGACAUUCUCGUAUAAGAAGUUAUUCACUUUCUUCCAAUAAAAUUUCAGCAAAUCAACUGUUACUCCAUAAUGGCAAUAGCAAUAGUAAUCACAUGAUUGUGGAUGAUGCACACAUGGGUUAUGUAUCGAAUUCUGUAAACAGUAGUAAUAGCAAUCAUUCGCCGCCGCGUCAAGCAAAUGGUGGAAAUCAUUAUAUGCAGAUAAUGCCAACAGGGCAGCAAGGAUCUCAAUUGACACAUGUUACACCUUCUAUUGGUAGUGGAAGUGGACGAAGACGCACUAUUAGCUCUAAUAGUAAUGGUCCCGGCACCCGCGAAGUACACAACAAAUUAGAAAAGCAUAGACGAGCUCAGCUUAAGGAAUGUUAUGAAGCUUUAAAAAAUGAACUUCCAUUAAGGGAUGAGGAUCGUAAAAAGACUUCGAACUUAGCAAUAUUAAGUGAAUCAAUAAGAUUUGUUAAGGAACUUAAAGACAGAGAUGAAAAUUUGGAGACGGAAGUAGAGCAACUUGCAAAGAAGAAAAUUAUGCUUCAGAAAAAAAUAGUCAGUCUUAAACGAGAACUAGGACCAAAAUUUGAACAAUUGUCUGGUAUAAUACCAGACAUUGAACUUGCUGGCAUUCCAAGUGAGAGAGAUAAUCUAAACGAUUCAAAUUCGCUUUCUUCUGGACGUGGAAGCAUUUUGUACAGCUCAUCAAGUUCAUUAUCCAGUGGCGGUAGCAAUAAUACAAUGUCGUCUCCAAUCGGCGCAGGUUUACAAACCGCCAUGCCCACUGCAAUAUCACCUGUGAUAACUAAAAACCACUCAAAUUCAACAAACUCCUCCACUACAUCACCCGUUUCACCUAAUAUGUUGCAACAUUAUGUCAAAACGAAUGGUGCUGCCCAAUAUAAUAUAAGUCCUACGGGAAGUCCAACAUCUGUAUUAAAUGGCAUUGUUAAUAUGAAUAGCAUGCCAUUAUCACUUACCGCUACAGCACUUACACGCGGUUCACCAACGCCAUCCACACCAUCUCCUUCACCGUCCUCAUCAAGUGGUGUAUCAUCGUCAUCAUCUCUGAUUUCAUCAUCUCCGCCCAUGAACGGUGUGAUCAGCAGCCGUAAUAAAGCCGUCAACAUUCCAAAUAGUGGCGCUAUAGGAAAUGGAACCACCAUCAUAGCAACAUCAGCACCCGGAAGUGUGGGCAUUGUUAAUAACAACAACGCCAAUCAAGCCGUCAACCAAAACCAAAACCAAGCUGACAUCAAAUCACUUGUAAUAUCCACAGCACCAACAAAUAUAAAUAAUGGCUACCGCAGCAACCGUGGACGAAAAACAAGUUUAUCCAUUGGUGAUGGACUGAAAUCAAAUAAAACCAAUUCCAUUAGAAAUGCUUCAAAAUCAAAUAGAACAACCUAUGACGAUGGUGAAAAAUCUGCCAAAUACGUUAAGGUUUAUAAUGGUUUGCAAUCAACAGAAAAUGCUAGAACUACAACGAUCAAUGAUGACAGCAGUAAGAAUGCAAAUAACCAAAUGAAAUGUGCAGUAAAUAAUAUCGCUACAGUUAGCCAACAACAAUUAUCACAGGUUGUCAGCGGCGGAAGUUUAGUCGUCAAUCACGCCUACACCAAUGGUCGCAGCACUAACGACAACAGCAUUAUAACUGCUAACGACCAUAUCAAUCGUUUGCCUGGUGGAGCGGAAUUGAAUAUAUUAGCAACGAGCAAUAACAACAACAACAACAUCAACAUUGCGAGCAGUGCAAAUGGCUUCAAAACAAGUGGCGCACCAGCGACUGCUUUUUAUCACGCAAAUGGCAAGUUGACAUUUGUAAAUGGAGGUGCCGCCGCUGGCUCCAAUAAUGGCAUUCUAAUAAAAGCAGAUAACACAAUUGUCUCUGUUACAACGCCUUCCGCUGCAACAAGUUUACCAAUUGGCACUCCACUGAUAUUAGCAACGUCGCCAGCUCAUAUAAAUGGAGUAAAUUACGGUGGAAAUUUUGCGCAAUUAAUUGCAGCAACAUCCAUUGUUGGCGGAACAGCACUGACGCAUGCGCAGACAGAAGUCGCAGUUAAUGGUAGCUCACCACCAAAGGAAAACAUGAAUAAUAAAUCAUUUAGUUGGCGCGCAGGCACUACAACAAAUUAGCACACAGUACCUAGGCAUACGAAUGCUAAAGUCCAUGGUUGUAAACGUAGCUUCGAUUGCUGCAUUACCAAAUGUAAUAACAACACCAAAUGUAGUACCAACAGUGGUCAGAAAAGGAAUCUAAAACGAAAAUAACUCCCACCUCAACACUAGCACAUAUAAAGGAAGUCUACAGCUACAAAGUCAUACACCAUCAACAUUUGUAACAACAUUAGAUAAAAGCAUAAUAUACGAGUAUAACAUAUUUACAUAAUAUCAUAACAAUCAACAUUGUAACAUUGUAACUUAAAAAAUCAACAAUCCGCCCAUCAUUAUCAUCGAUAAAACAUUUUAAAUUUCAAAACAGCAACAACCACAGCAACAAGAACAUCAGCAACAAAAUACCAUGUCAUCAGCGAUAUGUAAAUAUACUGUUGUAACAGGUACCACCAAUGGUAACGCUUUAUAAGGAAAUAAAAUUAUAUAUAUUAUAAUAAUAAAAAAUAAUAAAAGUGAAAACUUACAAAAAACAAAAGCAUGAUAAGGAAAAAAGAAAAGAAGUUAUAUUUUACAAAUCAAUUUAAUAGAUAAACACCUACU